Molecule: messenger RNA, 7809 nt
Organism: Bacillus rossius redtenbacheri
Lineage: Eukaryota; Metazoa; Arthropoda; Insecta; Phasmatodea; Bacillidae
Product: sodium-dependent serotonin transporter
Exons: 15
Coding region: 1012-2754 (580 amino acids)
Biological process (GO): serotonin uptake; sodium ion transmembrane transport
Cellular component (GO): neuron projection; plasma membrane
Molecular function (GO): serotonin binding; serotonin:sodium:chloride symporter activity
Source: RefSeq, a predicted model, not a curated record
AUCGCUCAGUGUGCAACACAAACUAGUGGUUUUUUUUUCCCGCGUUUCAGUAGAUUUUAAUUUAUUUUGUUUCCAAAUGGCCCCACAAAAAUUUGUGAAUGGGCGGCCUUAUAGGAAAACAAAAAACAACAAGAAAGCUAGGAUUAAAAAGAAAUUUCACGCAGAGCGAAAAUUGAAAAAUUAUAUUUCACAACAAUGUGAAGGUUCGGAUUCAAAAUUGUGCGCACCUACCGCAUCUACUUCCGAAUGCGUGCAAUUAACUGUUUCUACAGCAUCUACUUCCGGUGAAUGUGAAAUGUACCAAGAAUGUGCAGAUAAGCGUGCUGACAUCAUUCUCCAAGACCUGCCUUCAUCGCCUACGAAUUCUAUUAAUAGUAGUGGCGUUGAUUAUAAUCCAGCCUUAGAUUGGGUUGGCGUGGAAAUAGACGACGAUGAGUUUCCGCCACUAAUUGUUGAAAAUGAUACCACAAAAAGAAGUUUAGACUCUGUUAUUCAAGGACGUCGGAUUGUCAAUCCAAGCUUUCUUCUUCCUCAACUUGAAGCAGUGGGAAAACAUUCCCUUUCAUGUACAACUGGGUGUCUCCGGUUGCGAAAUGAAUCGAGGAGAGGCCUUCACUGUGUGUGGGAAUAUUACUGCGAAGUAUGUGGGAAAAUCCAAUACGUCACGACAGAUGAAAAAACAGUACAGAACAAACCUGAAAUAAAUACGCUCUUGGUUUGGGGAACGUUAUCAUCUGGUUUAGGAUUUACUCAAAUUCAAGAGGUUAUGGGUGUGUUGGACGUGCCAGUUAUGUCUUCCUCUUGUUUUAGGCAAAAUGAAAAAGAAAUUGGAAAGGUGUGGGAGGAGCACUUGGCACUAAAAAUGAAAAUGGCUGGAGAGGAAGAAAGAAAAAUAGCUAUACAAAAAGGUCAUAUUGUAGAUGGUGUACCAUACAUAACAGUUAUUGGAGAUGGCGGUUGGGCAAAGAGGAGCUAUGGCCAUGGCUACAAUUCUGCUUCUGGUGUGUCGGCAUGGCGGAGGCGGAGGACGACGACGGCGACGUGGCGGCGCCCGGCGCCAAGGAGGUCGCCGUGUGCCCCGCGCCGGACCGGCCGCGCGAGACCUGGGACAAGAAGGUGGAGUUCCUGCUGGCCGUCAUCGGCUUCGCCGUCGACCUGGGCAACGUGUGGCGCUUCCCCUACAUCUGCUACCAGAACGGCGGCGGCGCCUUCCUCAUCCCCUACUGCCUGAUGCUGGUGUUCGGCGGACUGCCGCUCUUCUACAUGGAGCUCGCCCUGGGGCAGUUCCACCGCUGCGGCUGUCUGUCCAUCUGGAGGAGGAUCUGCCCGGCGCUCAAAGGCAUAGGCUACGCCAUCUGCCUGAUGGACGUGUACAUGGGCAUGUACUACAACACGAUCAUCGGCUGGGCCGUGUACUACCUGCUGGCGUCGUUCAGGUCCGAGCUGCCGUGGACGAGCUGCAACAACUCGUGGAACACGGCGCACUGCACCAACAUCCUGGAGCCGCGGAGCAACCGCUCCACCAGCCCGGCGCGCGAGUUCUUCGAGCGCAGCGUGCUGGAGCAGUACAAGUCGGACGGCCUGGACCGCGUGGGACCCAUCAAGUGGUCGCUGGCGCUGUGCGUGCUCUCCGUCUUCAUACUCGUCUACUUCUCGCUGUGGAAGGGCGUGCGCAGCGCUGGCAAGGCGGUGUGGGUCACAGCGCUGAUGCCCUACGCCGUGCUGUUCAUCCUGCUCAUCAGGGGGGUGACGCUGCCCGGCGCGUCGGUCGGCAUACAGUACUACCUCACGCCGCAGUGGCACAAGCUGGGCAACAUGCGGGUGUGGAUAGACGCCGCGUCCCAGAUCUUCUUCUCGCUGGGUCCCGGAUUCGGAACUCUCUUGGCCCUGUCCAGCUACAACAAAUUCAACAACAACUGCUAUCGGGACGCCAUCCUCACCAGCUCCAUAAACUGCCUGACCAGCUUCCUGGCGGGCUUCGUCAUCUUCUCCGUGCUGGGCUACAUGGCGCACGUGCAGAACAAGAGCGUGGAGGAGGUGGGGCUCGAAGGUCCCGGCCUGGUGUUCAUCGUGUACCCUGAAGCCAUCGCCACGAUGACGGGCUCUGUGUUCUGGUCCAUCAUCUUCUUCCUCAUGCUCAUCACUCUGGGGCUGGACAGCACGUUCGGCGGGCUGGAGGCCAUGAUCACGGCGCUGUGCGACGAGUACCCGCGCACCCUGGGCCGCCACAGGGAGCUGUUCGUGGCGGCGCUGCUUCUCGCCAUCUACAUCUGCGCGCUGCCCACCACCACCUACGGCGGCGUGUACCUGGUGAACCUGCUGAACGUGUACGGCCCGGGCAUCUCCAUCCUGUUCGUGGUGUUCGUGGAGGCGGCGGGCGUGUGCUGGUUCUACGGCGUGGACCGCUUCUCGCGCGACGUCGAGAAGAUGAUCGGCCACCGGCCCGGCAUCUUCUGGCGCGUGUGCUGGGGCUACAUCAGCCCCGUGUUCCUGCUGGUGAUCUUCAUCUUCUCGCUGCUGGGCUACGAGGAGAUGCUGACGGGCGACUACGUGUACCCGGCGUGGAGCAUCAGCGUGGGCUGGGUGCUGACCGCGUCGUCGCUCGUCUGCAUCCCGCUCUACAUCGUCUACAAGUUCGCCAUCACGCCCGGUUCCUGCGUGCAGAGGGUGAAGACCAUCAUCAGGCCAGAGAACACGUCAGAGGAGACAAGACUGAAUGUGAACUCCAGCUACGGUACGGGCACGCACGUCUGACUUGACAGCAGCGCUUCAGCGGUGGAGCUGAGAACUAGGGAGACCGAGUGGCUGGUGUGACUUCUGGUGCGGGCUGCCUCGCUGAGCUGUCAGUGACUGUCAGAGAGCCGUGUCCUGUGUUCCCGGGGCUAGCCCCGCGUGCGCGCGGAUUUUCAACAGUUUCUACAUGUGUACCGACUGUCUUCGGACUUUCCAGUUGAGCUUCGUGUGCUUUGUAUGAAUCAAAGUGUUCUUUCACAUCAUGCUUUGUGGCUUGUGAAACUAUGCUUAUCAAAAAUCUAUAUCUAUGCUCUUGAUACUUUCAUUUCUCUUAUAUGGAAAGUUAUAAAAAUAUGUUUGUGUGAUAUAUUUUUAUGCUAUUUCUUUGAAAAUAUACAUCAAUACGAGAUAAUAAUGCAACAAUGUACUUUAAAUUGUCGUCGAUGGUUUCAGUUUGUGUCACCAAACCUCCUAAAUUGUAUCGGUAAAUUAUACAAGAAGGAAUAUACAGGCGUUUACUAGCAGAGAAAGAAGAACACGUUAUCAGCUUUAUUCUUGUUCUCAAAGCAUGUUCUCUGGGACUUCUAUUUCAAAAUAUAUGAAUAUAAUUAUGUAUAUUAUUUGUUUCUGUUAUCGCUUAUAGCAGUCGUCUUAAGCACAUCUAUAGUGAACAUAUGUGUCAAAGUUAUUACGUUAAGUUAUUUAUGUGAUUGUAAAUAUGUACUCAAUACUAUUAUUCAAAGUGUUCAGCGGUAAUAUCUAGAUAGUAGAUAAUCGAUGUACUGUGUAUUUUAUGAAACAGAAAGACAUCAUGUCUUCGACAAGAAUUAUUAGCACAAUCAAAAUGCACAUAGAAAAUAUUUUGUACUUAUGUGGUAGUAACUAUUUGUUUCCUGUAACCAAUUGUAAACAUGUACAAUUUAUUUCUGUAGUUUCUUAAAUGUAGAUCAAUUCUGUAACCUACCGAUUUAUUUGGGAAUAGAAAUUUUACGGCAAGCCUUUAUAUAAAUUCUGUGUAUAUGAUAAAUUAGUUUUGAGCAUAAAUUAUUGUAUGAAAUAAUGUCACUGUAGCAUAAUUACGGCAUAGGUUUCAAAAAGCUCUAUAGGUACAGCUAUUUCAAAUAUAUUAGUUCAUUUUCGUGCAAACAACGACGUUAGUCAAUGUGUUAAUGUAGCUAAGUGGAACUAUUGAAUAUAGUAACACAGUAUAGUCUGUAUUCCGAUGUUAUGCUUUGGUCAUCGCUUCUAACGAGCUUUAGAAGAAAUUAUUUAAGCGAGGAGUGUCUAUAAGUAUGUUUUUCGCUCAUAUUAAUGUUAAAAAUUCUAUAAAUUAUUGUGAUAUACUCAAAUAUUAAUCUUGAUACAUGCACGUCAUAAUAUAUAUAUAAGCAUCAUUAUUUCAGCAGACGUGUGAGUGUUUCAGUGAUUUUUAUCUCAUUAAUGUGUGCUUUUUGUAAUUAUAUACUUGGAUGUAAAUCAGAAUAUAAGGAUAAGUUUUUUAACGUGUAUUAAAAUGUGUAUGUUGUACAUACUUUUAAGCAUUCUUGAGUAGGUAAUACAAAGCUUUAUAAGCAAAAGUGUAUUUAUCCAAGAUUUGUAAGUAAUGCUAAAGUACGGUUGAUUUUAACUGAUAAAGCUAAAACCAUUAGCUUGAAUACCUGUCGAUGUAAGUCAUUUAAAAGCAUCAAUGUAAACUUAGCAAAAUUACUAUUGGAUCUAGAAAAUUCGCAUGUACGUAUUAAUAAAACUAAAGAUGAAUAUUUUCUGGUAGGUUUGAACUCUUUUGGGAGUUAGGAGAUUGGGGUUUUUAAAAUGCUAAGAAGUAACUCUAAAGUAUUUUUGUGGACGAUAUGGUAAACGGCGCAAGUCUUGUAAAGCUAUGAUGUACUUGUACAUAAUGUUAAGAAAAUGUAUGUAUGUUUGUAUAUUUUACUUAAGCGUUAACUAGAAGAUUAUAUAUUUGUUAAUUCAUAACAUGUACUUAAAAAUGCUAUAAAAUUGAUGUUGAAGCAUUUUUAACAUGGUGUAUCAAAAGUCAACAGCGAACUGUAUUAUUCAGAAGAAGAAUUCCUUUCACAGAGCACGCACAAGAGUCUAACUUAUAGCACCUGAAAUUUAUUGGUGUAAGUUUGGCCUUCACAAAUAAAUGGUGGCUGAAAGUUUUACAUUAGAAAUGGCUAUAAAUAAUGGUGUUAUAAUUGCAAAUACAGUUAUUACGUGCUCACUGUAAGAAGGUACGUAAAAUGGACAUUCACCUAAUGUAUAUUUUAUUGUGCUAUAAACUAACUGUUUAAGCUGCGUCAACUCUUUUUGCACAUAGAUGGAUGUCAGUACCUGUUUCGACACAAUACUUUGCCAAAAUGGCAUAUAUGAUAUUUGAUGAUUCCAUAGAUGGCACAGAGACAUUGUGAAUCUUGAUAUUUAAAUGUACGCAGCACACAACCAACAGUGGUGUUCGUUUGUUGUUAGCAUUAAGCAGUUUAACCAUUUAAAGUGUUAGGAAAAAUAUGUAUGUAGUAGAUGCUUUACAAUCAUGUGUAGUUAGGCAAUAAUAGAAUUUUUAUGUUUGUAAUACCGACAGUCUAAGGGGCCUAAUAAUUUAAGUAAAUUCUGUAAGAGGUUGAUCCCAGUAGUUUGUAUAUAUAGCCUGGAAUGGCACCAUGGUGUUUCGCAAUCUACUUUCUCAAAACAAUAUUUAACCAUUUAAUUAUUUGAUGAGAAAAUUAUUAUUUUUAUUUUUUUUUUUGGACACAAAUAGAUUUUAUACUUUUGGCAUGGAGGGCAAGUAGUAUUAACAUUAGUUUCAUCAGAUAUUUACAAUGAUGCAACUUGUGUUUUCAUUUCAAUUUGAUAUGAACUUUUAUUGAUGUUGUUAAUAAUAAAUGCCGCCCAAUCAAAAUAGUUAGGUUUCUUCAUAAGAUUUAUUUGUUUGUAAUUGCAAUUUUUAGCAGCCACUAGUACAUUUAACCAUUAUGUAGGCCUAUAUACACUCCUAAUUUUCAAUAUGAUAUAAAGCAAAUUUAAUGCACUAUAAGUGACAUAACCCUAAUUUAAGAUGUUGGAAACAGUUAAUUCUACACUGUGAUAGGCACUUUAUUCUGUACACUUUUGAGUUAUUAUAACAGUAACCAUUACAUAACAGGCUUCUCGAUGCUUUUCAUUGUUGGCUAGAUUACGAUGUGCAGAUUUAAACCAAUAAGUGCAGCAAGAAGUAUCCUCUGUCAACACGGCAGAAUGACACAUUAAAAGAGCGCAUUUGUUUAAAUUAAUAACUGUUUUAUAAUUAAUAUAACCUAAACAUAUUUAAGUAUCAACAUAGUAAAAUAUAUAAAGUAAACAAUGCUAAGCAGCUAACAUUAUAAUAACCAUUUUAAUACAAGUUAUAAUAAUUAAUACAUUUUACUCAAUCAUUUAAUUAAAUAAAUGGUAUGUGAAACCUCAAAAAAAAAUGUUACGUGUUGUAACACUAAUUAUGUUUUAUUAUAAGAUAUUUAGGUCCCUCUUAUAUUUUCUUCAUAAUCCAUAGUUAUGAUUGGUAACACAGAAAGCGCUCUUCUGAUUGUUUAAGUAAUUUUUAAAUGUAGUAUUUCUAUGAAUCUUGAUAAGGACGAGCGUGUUUUUGCCAGAGCUGAGAUAAAUCUGUCAUGUGUUCUACUCGCGUUUCACGGGUUUGUGUGUUGUCGUCACUGCCUUUGUCAACUAUAUACUAUAAACCCUAACCUAAAUGUAUAUAAAAACAUGUCUGUCACUUAAAAUUCAAGUUGAUAAACAACUUUUCAUCAUAAAGUAUAUUUAAUGUACGUAUUGUGAAACACCUGCAUUAACACUGACAAUAAUACUCACUACAGUAUUUUUGCGAUUUCUGUACUGGCAGUUGAUUUGAUAUUAUAUUUUUGAUAGUAGAAUAUUCAUUUUAUACUAGUUGUGCCAUACGUAAAUGAAUACUAUUAUUCAAUGGAUGAAUUUGUACAUCAUGUUACUUGAAAAUAUUCAUACAUAAACACACAAUAGCAAUGGUUUUAAAUUCCAUGAACUUUUUCAUUACUUCCAACAUCCUCUUCCACAGAUUUUGCAAAUAAACAUCAAAAUGUAAAGAAUUAUUAGCAGGGUUGACCUGCAUCCAGGCAAAAUCGUUCAACUUCCUGUCGUGUAUCUAAUGCGAAUGCUGGUAAAAAAUGUAGAAUAUUUAUUGCAGUUUAUUUAGGAUAGAACUCAGUUACUUUAUUAAACAAGCAUGUUUAGAGAAAAUUUAAUGAUAUUAGCAAAAAAUUGUAAGUGUUUUGUGGUAACAUAUUUUGUGGUGUGAAAUACAUUGUCAAGUAAACUGGAGAGUUGAUUGAGCGGCCAAUUACGUUUUUGGUUAAACACUUAGUUCAGACUUACCGGUACCCUAUAAUAUUAUGGAAAGUUAGGUUUAGCCUUUUGAUUAAAAAAAUUAUGUUCCAUGUGUCAAUUUUCAUUAUUGACAACAUGAAUAUAGUUCAUCAACCAAGUUCAAAUAAUUUUCGAGUUUCAUUAUUGCCAACCUUUGUAUACUGAAAAAUUUCCUAUUACGGUACGCUUCUGUUUGUAACAAAUUAUUUUAUACUAUAGUAAUGUAUUACAGUGCGAUAAUUUUACAUAGGCUACGAGUGUGAAUUACAGAAACAUUCUAAAUACGUACCUACAUAUGGGAUAACAAUAACAAUUCAACCAAGAUAAUAAUUAAAUGAAUGGAUAACGAGCUAGGAUUUUACUUGAUUGAUGAAGUUACUUAGUACAAGUGUUACAUGAUGAAGUUACUUAGUACAAGUGUUACAUUGUUUUCUCUUGAAUUUAGACCACCGCAAACAUGUUAACAGUGGCUCAAAAUCCGCUACCAGUUUGCUGUAACUUAGUGCCUACUUGACCCAUCACCAACAGCCAGGGAUGGGUCGAGAACUAUUGUAAUUCAUAGAGUUAUCAGAAUACAAUAAAAACAAUCUGUCUGUUUUGCUGCAGCAAAACCACUUUCUUGCAGCAUGCAUACAAAUUGUGCGCUAAAUGUUUUGUGAGUGUUUUUAAAAAAAAUUAGAAAAAUAAAACUAAUGUGUUGAG